Molecule: messenger RNA, 2948 nt
Organism: Brassica napus (rape)
Lineage: Eukaryota; Viridiplantae; Streptophyta; Magnoliopsida; Brassicales; Brassicaceae
Product: protein LONGIFOLIA 1-like
Exons: 5
Coding region: 83-2731 (882 amino acids)
Biological process (GO): regulation of monopolar cell growth
Source: RefSeq, a predicted model, not a curated record
AAUCCUGAAACUGAAGAUUUUCAAGAACUGUACAUGAGAAAAUAAAAGAAGACUAAACCUUAUACGAACCAGAGCUAAGAAGAUGUCGGCAAAGCUUUUGUAUAACUUGUCAGAUGAGAAUCCAAAUCUAAAUAAACAGUUUGGAUGUAUGAAUGGGAUCUUCCAGGUUUUUUACCGGCAACAUUAUCCUGCGAGACGUGUUGUUGUAGCCGGAGAUGAACUCAGGUCUCUGCCUUCAGGGAAAACAAUUGAAAAUGUUGGUGAUACCACCCUUACAAAGGACAAUAAGGAAACGGAGAAGAGUAAGAAGAAGAAGGCUGCAAAAGAGAAACAGAGGGGAGUAGUCUCCUCUGAAUCAUCAUCUAGGCUGUCCUUUUCAUCUUCACCAUGCUCCUCAAGCUUCUCGUCUGAAUCUCAGUUUGAACAACCCGGUUUGAUGCAAACGAGUAACGGUGAUGGUCCAGUAAGAGGUGGUUUAGUGAUGUCGAGUGAUUUAAGGGAGCUUGUGAGAAACUCCAUUCAUAAGGAGACCAGAGCCAGAGAUGAAGAAGAAGCUAAACCAGAGAGAGCUAACGUGUCUCUCCGCAACGAAUCAUCACCAGCUCGGAGAGUAGUGAAGCUGAAAGACAGUCCUCGGUUCUCUUACGAUGAGAGGGAGACAAGAAAGACAGGCGCCAAGUUCAAGGAGACGCCGAGGUUGUCAUUAGACAGUAGAUCGAAUUCCUUUAAGAGUGCAAGAUCUAGCUCUUCACCAGAGCCGCAAGAGCUUGUCACGGGCCAUCACAGAAGAACAACUUCGAGCGUUGUUGCCAAGUUAAUGGGUCUUGAAGUCAUUCAAGACGAGUCUGUCACUGAUCAGGUCAGAGAGAACCGUUUCUGCGACUCUCCAAGGCCAACUCUACAAAGAUCAAGGAGUCCUGAUCCGAUCAAAAAUGUGAUGCCUGCUAAGUUUCCUAUGAAAGCAGCUGCACGGACGCAAGUGGAUGGUGCUAAGAACCAAGUCAAAGGAGUUGAUGCUGCUACUACGCUAACGGUUUAUGGUGAGAUACAGAAGAGGCUUUCGCAGCUUGAGUUCAAAAACUCCGAGAAAGAUCUCACAGCUCUAAAGCAGAUACUCGAAGCAAUGGAGACGACACAGAAGUUGAUAAGCAAAGAUGAUGACAACAAUAGCCUAGUUCCAUCUGCAGCAACAAGCCCCUCGUCCAAGAGUUUCAGAUCUUCGUCUAUCGUGGUUAUGAAAGCAUCUGCUCCAGUUUUCAAAGAGACAGGCAACUAUGGUUCAGCCUCUUCCUCGCCACGGUGUGUUACUUUACCAAAUGUCAAGGUUACAAACCUGCGGCAAAGCCAGAAAGUCUCUCAAAGGAAGCAAAGCGCAAUGGAUGUGACUCCAAGGCCGGGAGUUUACAAGGUCCAGACAGAUUCACCAACAAAAAACACUGGUCCUAGACCGUUGGCCAAGUCAGGAAAGAGCCAGAAGCCUAGUGUCAGCCCAAGAACACAGCCGAAGAAGCUGGGGUUCGAGAAGCAGUCUAGACCAACGUCUCCAAAACCAGAACAGAACAAGAUCCAAAGACAACAACUCAGUAGGCAACAGAAGGAAUCAGCCUCCCCAAGAAGAAUAAAAUCUCGGAGCAUGCAGCAAUCGGAAGACCGUUUAAGUGACGAAAGCAGUGACUUGAGAAGUCUAAGAUCUGACAGCAACGUAAGCUCAGCUUCUAACCUUGACAGUGAGGUUACAAGCAGAUAUAGAUACGAAAGGAACAGCGACUUCACGGAGCAGCAGCACACACCAAAACAAAGGAGUCCAGAAUUGGGAAUGAGGUCGUUGCCAAAACCUCUGAAAGUUACGGUGGAGCAGCCAAGCCCCGUUUCAGUUCUUGAUGUAGCCUUUGACGAAGAUGAGUCACCAUCCCCUGUGAGGAAGAUAUCCGUUGUCUUUAAAGACGAUGAUCAUCUACGUUCUGAAGAGUCCCAGUGGAUGAACAAGCACAAAGCCUUACGUAGAUCGAUCGUGUGGCCUGAGAGUAACGGGAGUCUAGAUCAGUCAGAUGCUGAACUUAAUGAGGGUAUCAUGGAAGAAGGUGGGAAACUAAACAACAAUGGUGACCACCACAAGUACAUCUCAGAGAUACUGUUAGCAUCCGGUCUUCUAAGAGAUAUCGACUACAGCAUGCUAAGCAUUCAGCUGCACCAAGCACACCUACCAAUCAAUCCUAGCCUUUUCUUUGUCCUGGAACAGAGCAAGACCAGUAAUGUGACUCAACAUGACAAAAAGAACAGAGGCAUAGGAUUCGGACAACAACAGACGGCGAACCUGAUAGAGCGAAGCAGGAGGAAGCUUGUAUUUGACACCAUAAACGAGAUCUUAGCUCGCAAAUUCGCAGCAGAAGGGUGUACAAAGCAACCAUACAUAACAUCAUCAAUCAGCCAGCUAAGGAGGACAAACAAGAGUUCAAAAGGGAAUGAACUUCUGGAAACUGUGUGUUCAGAGAUUGAUAGAUUACAAGAUAACUCAAAUUGCAUCUUGGAUGAGGACGACGAAGACCUCAUUUGGGAGGACUUGCAAGGUCAAGGCAUGAACUGGAAGGAGAUUGAAGGAGAGACGCCAGGGUUGGUGUUAGACAUUGAGAGGCUAAUCUUCAAGGACUUGAUCAGUGAAGUUGUGACAAGCGAGGUUGCUGCUUCUCCAGGAAUGCUCAGUGGGAAACCCAGACAGCUUUUCAAUUGCUAAUAUGCCUAAUUACUUAGAACUGUAAAUGAAGGAUCUAAAUAAUCCAUUUUACAGAGUAGAAAAUAUUUGAUUUCUUGGUUCUGUGAACCCUUGUAUAAUCCUUUCUUGUAUUCUCUUCUUAACUGUUUAUGUAAAAAGACUCAACUCAAGAUAAAGCUCAAUGAUGUGAAGACCAAACACCACACUUCUUCCAACAAUUCUGAAUUAAGUUUGAACU